This is a messenger RNA of Linum trigynum, 420 nucleotides long. Lineage: Eukaryota; Viridiplantae; Streptophyta; Magnoliopsida; Malpighiales; Linaceae. The record is from the annotation of a GenBank genome assembly.
AUGGGCAGGAAAAGAAAGGAAAUCAAAGUUGAAGGAGAAGAACCUAUCCCACCUCAGCCUAAGGGUUCGUACUUCAGUUGGAACGAGGCUCUUGAUGGAAUCCUCAUAAAGUGUAUGCUAGAGCUGGUCGAGAAACAUCAAGUGGAGAAUGAGAACUUUAAAGAUGUAGCCUUUACUGAGCUUGAAACUAUGAUGAACCGGAAGCUUCCUGGAUGCGGGGUCAAGGUUGAGCCAAAUAUUCGAUCGAGGCAUAGGAAGCUGAAAAGAGAGUUUAUGGCUGUACAUUUGCUUCGUUCAAAGAGAAAACAAGGAUGGGAUGAACUGACUCUCACCCCAAUGAUAGAUGAUGAUGUGUUUGCUGAUCUGUUAAAGGUGCAUCUGAACAUCAAGAACCUCAACAAAAAGCCUUUUCCACACUAG